AGGUCUUUUACGAAACGAGGUUGUUGUUGGCGAUUAGGCCUUAAAACGUUACAUGAAAUAUGAUGCUAAUACUAUUCCACUAAUAUUUCAAACUAAUUACAAAUUAUAUGUGCGUUAUGAAGGUAGAUUCGUACUGUUGCACAACCUGUACUAGAAGUACAACACAUUCAGACGUGGCUUGUCUGUGUAUACUACCAGUAGAACAUUUGGACGUGGCAGGCUAGUUAAGCGGUGUAUGUCGUCAUCUAUAAGCAGGUUGAAGGCGGGUUACAGUUGAGAAGAUGGUUUAUGGAAAUAUGUUUAUAAUUGUUAGUGUUUUGGCUGUAUCUAAGUUUGCGUUGGCGGACGUCUGCAGUAAACCAGAAGUGUCCGCUUCGGCGUACACAACCCAGGAUGCUACAGUUUUAACCGAUGUAGCAUUUGUGGCGGAGUUUACAUUGAAUUGCGGAAACCAUGUGACGAGAUUGCCCCUGUAUGCUGAAGUUAAUGGGAAAAUGCUACCUGCUGCGAUGGUUGAAGAUGAUGACGGAUAUCAAAUCAGCUGGACAGAAGAUGUGAAGAAGGCGAAAAGAGGUGACUACAGUGUCAUCCUGUAUGAUGAGGAGGGUUAUGCUGCAUUGAGGAAAGCUAUUAGAAACGGGGAAGAUCCUUCGUCUAUUAAGUCUUUGGUCACCAUUGUCGUUAACUAUCCUGGUGCAUACAAUGGACCAUGGUUGAAUUCUGAAUUCAUAGCUGCAAUUUUAUCUGUUGUAGUAUGGUAUUUAGCCUUCUCAGCACGGUCAAAACUUCUUGCUUAGCUGUAGAGUGUGACAGUGACUUGCCACACAAUCAUUUUUAUUUUGCGAAAUGUGGGAUACUCAGACCUUCUGUGGGGAAUUAUUGGAAUAAAAGUGGUGGUGUGAAAGGUGAAGUAUUGAAAUAUGUGAAAACAAAAUUGAAUUGCACUUGUGUACAUCUAAAAGACCAGUCAGGAUCACUAAAUUCUUGGACUGUGUCCAUCACCUGUGUUUUUAAAAAAGAACACCAUGUUUCGGAAGUUGGAUCUGCAAACAUCCUCAGGUUAAAAAGGAGGAGGGGCACCCACUCAGUUAGGUCUGAUAGAAAGGUCGAACUUCAAUCACAAAUUAAAAAAACCGUGUAUGUGUAUGUCAGUUUUUCAUAAGAACCCUGAUUCAUGCAGUGAUUUAACAUGAAGAAUACUUACAAGGAACAAUGACAGAUGAAGAUCCAUGAUUUAAGUGUUGUGAUUAUACAAACGUAGUGCAUGCUUCUGUAUCUCAUUUGCAUAGAAUUUUGUGUUCCCUGUAUGCUUUUAGUGGAUCCAAUCUUGGUGGGCAAAUUUAACAUUCAGUGCACAUAAUAUGCACUUCUAAAUGUGUGAAAGUACAUAGCAGUUGUAUUUUAUUGCAUUCUUUACAUGUAAAUAACAUUGUCUUCCUUGUUAGAAUUGUUUCUGAAUGUAUUAAAUAUAUGCUGUUUCUAAUUUUUAGAUCUUUCCAUGGAUAAUUAAGGUUUUGUAGUAUGAAAAUAGUUUGGCUAUGUAUUAGUAAGUUAUUACAUAUUUUAAAUUGUGAUUUUGGAUGAUUACAGUUAUUAAAGAGAAAUUUUUGAUGGGAAUGUU
Zootermopsis nevadensis is the source of this 1621-nucleotide messenger RNA. RefSeq names its product Translocon-associated protein delta (gene Tapdelta). NCBI's taxonomy places the organism in Eukaryota, Metazoa, Arthropoda, Insecta, Blattodea, Termopsidae. Gene Ontology annotation, cellular component: endomembrane system; endoplasmic reticulum; membrane. The record is from RefSeq and is a predicted model, not a curated record.